Sodiomyces alkalinus F11 is the source of this 460-nucleotide messenger RNA. RefSeq lists its product as hypothetical. The transcript has 2 exons. Gene Ontology annotation, biological process: mitochondrial respiratory chain complex IV assembly. The record is from RefSeq and is a predicted model, not a curated record. NCBI's taxonomy places the organism in Eukaryota, Fungi, Ascomycota, Sordariomycetes, Glomerellales, Plectosphaerellaceae. The annotation marks the transcript as partial. Gene Ontology annotation, cellular component: mitochondrial inner membrane; mitochondrion.
GCGUAGUUAUUGUUUCACUGAGCACUCCCUCCACGGCACGACGAAAUCACCCCUUAUUAGCGUGGCCAUUUGGGAGAGUAUAUAUUGCAAAAAUGGGCAUUAAUCUCGAAGUUUUCAAGUUCGGCAUGUAUCUCAUGUUCCCCAUUGGGAUCAUGUUUUACUUUGGGACGAACUUAGACGACAGGUUCUCCGUGCAAGGGUUCUGGCCCAAGGCGGAGCACUCACACAAGAUCCCGUUCGACCGCGACGAAAUGAAAGCCGAAUAUGCCCGCUUGCUACGGCGCCAACGCGAGUUUGAACGACUGAAGGCGGGUCGAGAGGGGCAGCAGAAUCAGCAGCAGGACAAUGAAUAGUCGAACUGCGGGCAGAGAGUCCCCGCCCGUUGGUCGACAUGGACAGUUGCGAAGACAAACGAUGCGAAUCGAGCGUGGGGACGACGAUAGGCGUUUUUUUUUUUUUU